Xylona heveae TC161 is the source of this 3064-nucleotide messenger RNA. Its product is annotated as glutamine synthetase/guanido kinase. The coding region runs from base 491 to 3064 and encodes 857 amino acids. The transcript has 2 exons. Lineage: Eukaryota; Fungi; Ascomycota; Xylonomycetes; Xylonales; Xylonaceae. Gene Ontology annotation, molecular function: glutamine synthetase activity; hydrolase activity. The record is from RefSeq and is a predicted model, not a curated record.
ACGCACCUCAAGUCCGCUGUCAUCCAAAUUAUACAUACACAUUCGAGACAUGUCUUCAGCCCCCAUGAAGAAGUGAUGCAACUCACUCAUCCGACCGCGGCCACUGUUGUACAUGCCAUCCAGGCGCGCAGCUGCAGGUAAUCGCCCACGUCCGGCAGUGGAACAACUCGCUAUUAUUGGGGCUGAAACGCCUCUUAUCGGUGAGGGCCACCACAACGCGGGGAAAGCUUGUGGAGCUCGGUGUGGCCCCUUACCUGAGACAAACUUUCAAUUUACCUCAAUGUCAGCACUGGUUUCUAGAAAUAUAUAUCUGCGUCCCUCUGCCAUUAAAUUUCCUCUCUUUUAUUGACACUUGUCAGAUUGUUGCAUGCUAAAUUCCAAGGAUCUUGUCUUCUUAUAACCUCACCCUCUUAAUAUUGGUCAGUCCAAAUUAGGAUCGUUCAAUUUAUAAUAUUCAGAACCCUCGAUCUUGUCGACAGGUAUCUUGGAAAUGGAGGAAUUAGUAGACACGAUUCAAAGAACUCCAAUCAUUGACCAUCAUGCUCACAAUCUGCUUCUUGGCAAUGGGGCUGGAAACUCUUCGCUCAUUACAAUCACUACUGAAGCUGCCGGGCUGGCUUUGAAGCAUACAGCUUCCACACUUGCGCAUCUACGUGCCGUGAGACAACUCGCAGAAAUUUUGAAUUGUGGGCCUACGUGGGAUGCAGUCGAAAGCCGCCUUCAAGAGAAGCGAAAAGAGAAUUAUGAGGCCUGGGCGAAAAGGUGCUUCGAAGGCAUUGAAACCGUGCUCAUCGAUGAUGGGCUCAGCGGGGAUGCCGUGCACCCAUAUGAGUGGCAUAGUCGACUAACGUGGUCAAACUGCAAGCGGAUCGUCCGAAUUGAAUCAAUCGCCGAGGAGUGUAUACGCAAUGUAUCAAAGGAGUCGUCCUUUGAUGUCAAAGAAACUGUGCUUCGCACGACCCUCAUGUUUAGGUUAGUUAUGAAUCGCUUCAUGAAGAUGGAGGAAAUUGUCGGAUUCAAGUCAGUCAUUUGUUAUCGAACUGGACUUGAACUUCCUCCUUUUCAAGAAAUCGACCCUUCAGCAGCCAUGGAAUCAUUUCUUCAAGCGGCCAAAUCAGGUGCUGCCAAGGCAUCCCGCCUGCAACAUGAGAAGCUUGGCCCUUAUUUUGUUCAUCUCACUGCCCAAAUUCUCUCAGAAGCUGCAGACCAAAAUGGAAAGAAACCUUUUCAAUUCCACACUGGCCUUGGAGACAAUGAUUUGAUCUUUUCUCGGUCAUCUCCAUCGUACAUGCAAUCAUUCAUUGAGGCUUAUCCGUCGGUGAACUUUGUGCUUUUGCACGCUAGCUAUCCGUUUACCAAGGAAGCAGCAUAUCUAGCUACCGUCUAUGAGAAUGUCUUUAUGGAUAUUGGCGAAGUCUUUCCCAUGAUCAGCCAGGAAGGUCAAGGAAGGGUUAUUCGAGAUGCACUAGAACUCUGCCCAUCGGAGAAACUAACCUGGAGCACGGAUGGUCAUUACUAUCCUGAGACAUAUCUGUUGGCCGUCAUUCAAGUUCGAGAGGCAAUGCAACAGGUGUUCCAUGACUAUGUCUCGAACGAUGUGCUCACUGUUCGCCAAGCGACUCAAAUUGUUCAGGAUAUCCUAUUCAAUACCUCAAACAAACUCUAUAACUUGAAUCUCAAGCUCAAAUUGCUUCCUGUCCCCAGCGCACCAUCAAAGUCUCCAAGUCUCCAAUCUGGCCAAAGCUCAUGGGCCCAAAACUUGGGUCUUUUGGAAGCCUACUUGAAGCUCCACCGCGAUAUCAAAUUCAUUUGGCUUCAGUGGCUGGACUACACCGCUACACUUCGUGUCCGGAUCUUGCCCAUCAACCGCGCCAUCGACAUGUUUCGUAACGAGACACUUAUCGGCAUUGUCCAAUGCGCAUUCGGUCUGCUCCAAGACGACCAGAUGGUCAGAGGCUUCAUCCCUUCUGGCGAGAAUAAACUAUACCCGCGUUUCGACUCCUUACGACGCGGACAGCGCUCAUCGACCAUUGUGGCUCAAUGCGAAUUCCGCCACACAAAUGGCGACGAAGUGCGCGACUGUCCACGCAGCGUUCUCCGUCGAAUCAUAGACAAAGCCUCUAAUAAAGGUCUAUCAUUCCUCGUUGGAUUCGAAAUCGAAAUCGUCUUUCUCAAACGCUCACUUGAUAAUGAAAAUUGCACCCAAUUCUCCAUCAUCACCGGCCACGGCCAUUCAUGGUCCGCUGCGCGCGCACUCGAGGACAGCAAAACCAUGGACAUGCUCGAAGAGAUCCUCGCAUGCCUCGAAUCCAUCGGGAUAAACCUCCAACAAUUCCACCCGGAGAACUGCCCCGGCCAAUACGAAUUCAUCACAGGACCCCUCCCACCUCUCGAAGCCGCUGACGCUCUGAUCGCCACGCGUCAGGCCAUUUCAGCAAUUGCCGAAAAAUACGGCUUCCGCGCUACUCUCUUCCCCAAACCAGUAGUCCAUGCUGCCGGCACAGGCGCGCACAUUCACUUAUCCAUGUCACCACCAGACCAAUACGAGCAUUUCUACGCCGGCAUCUUGAAACACCUCCGCGCCAUCGCAGCCUUUACGUAUUCCAACCAAUACAGCUACAGUAGACUCGGCGACGGCAACUGGUCUGGCGGUCGAUUCAUCACGUGGGGCACCCAGAACCGCGAAACCCCGCUGCGCAAAAUCGAAGACUCGCACUGGGAAAUCAAGUGCGUCGAUGGUCUGUCGAAUCCGUAUCUUGUCCUUGCUGCCCUCCUCGGCGCCGGACUCAAGGGCGUCACCCAGCGCGAACCUCUCAUCUGGAAAGACUGCGUCGAAGACCCAGCAGGUCUGACUUCCUCGCGACGAGAUGAAUUGGGCAUUUCACAAUUAAUCCCCUUAUCCAUGGACGAAGCGCUUGACAGUCUCGAGAGCGACUCGGAACUCGCAGAAGCCAUGGGCCCAGAGGCCGUCGCGACUUAUCUCACUGUGAAAAGGGCCGAGCAUGAGAAACUCAUGGACAUGGAUCCUGUUGUUCGUAGAGAUUGGAUCAUUGAGCGGUAUUAG